UAAGCGGAAGUGUUGUAACCCCCUUAAGGACAGGACACCACUGAACGCGGUAGUAGCAGAAGCCACGGGGUGACAAAGCCGGGAAAAGAUUUAAACUGAGCAACAAUGGAGCAAAUCAGGUCUGCGUUUAACAGAGUGAUAAACAGUGAGCAUUACAGCAGGUUCACUCUUCAGCCGGCAGAAGAUGGAGAAAGACACGUUGAGGUCAAACUGUCUGAAGACAGCACAGAAACUGAUGAUGGGCAGGCAGGAGGCUCUCCAAGCUUCAGGCCGGCGCCACCUCACCAAAGCAGACGCACCAUUUGUUACUGGAUCCUGGCCACGAUUUUGAUUUUUAUCAUUGGGUACAUGUUUGGCUUCAUCAGUCAAAAACCCAAGACACAGACGACAGGCUGUGACCUACAGCUGUCAGUGGAAAACCAAACCAGUAAGAUCCCGGUCCAAGUCCCUCCAGUUGUUGUUCCUGUAGCUCCCAAUUCUCAGAUGGACUGGGCAGACGUUACCAAACUCUUCACUCAGAAACUUAGCAGCCAGGCCUUCGACAAAACUCUCAGUGAAUUUGACCAGCCAAAGCGUCCAGCAGGGAGUGACGAGGAUACGAGCAUGGCAAACCGCAUAUUAAGUGAGUUCAAGACACUUCAGAUGGCUCCAUGGAUCGACAUCCACUACAUUCAGCUGCAGAAGCCUGACAGCACUCGUCCAAACCGGGUCUUUUUUGGUCCUGAUGUCUUCGAGCCAAAGGGCUAUCUGGCAUACAGCGCUCCUAAAAGGGUCCAGGGGAAGCUGGUGUACGGCAACUACGGCCGUCAGAAGGAUCUGGAUUUCCUGAAGAAGAAGAGCAUUGAGCUGGAAGGCAGCGUGCUGCUGCUGCGGGCGGGGAACAUCACUUUUGCAGAGCAGGUGAAUAUUGCUGCCGCAAACGGAGCUGCUGCUGUCCUAAUCUACCCUGACAUUCAGGAUUUCAAGUAUGUCGCGGACACUGAGCUCUACGGACAUGUCCAUAUGGGCUCUGGAGACCCCUACACCCCUGGAUUUCCUUCAUUCAACCACACACAGUUCCCCCCGACUAAGUCAUCUGGCCUCCCUGAAAUCCCAGCUCAGACUAUCACUGCAAACAUGGCUUUAUCUAUGCUACAGAGAAUCGGCGGUCCUGAAGCAGAUGCAGGCAGUGGUUUUGAAGGUGGCUUGGAAUCCGUCACGUACAGACUCGGAGGCACUGAGAAUGUCACCGUAGAGGUGAACAACGUGCUCGUCAACACUGAGAUCCACAACGUGUUUGGAGUCAUCAAAGGAUUCACUGAUCCUGAUCGCUACGUUGUUCUGGGAGCUCAGAGAGACGCCUGGGGUCGAGGUUAUGCCAGAGCUGCAGUUGGCAGUGCUGUUCUGUUAGAGCUGGCCAAGGCUUUUCAGGAGAUGGUGGAGAAAGAUGGCUUCAGGCCCAGAAGGAGUCUUGUGUUUGCAAGCUGGAGUGCUGGAGAGUAUGGAAGUGUUGGCGCCACUGAGUGGUUAGAGGGUUACAUGUCCUCAAUUGACAAACGUGCCUUCACCUACAUAAACCUGGACGGUGUUGUCAUGGGUCGUGGGAGCUUUAUAGCUUCAUCAAGUCCACUUCUCUACAGCCUCCUGGAAAGCACCAUGAAGCAGGUGAAAAGUCCUAUCGGUUCUGGCUCUCUGUAUGAUUUGGUUGGAAAAUCUGCCUGGCAAGCUAAUGUGCUGAGGCCCAUGUCCAUGGACGACUCUGCUUAUCCCUUCCUGGCUUCAUCUGGAAUUCCCUCCGUCUCUUUCCACUUCAUUUCCCCAGAUACGGAGAAAUACAUUUAUUACGGCACCAACCUGGACAACCUAGAUCACCUCAACUACCAGACCAGCUAUCGCACUGGAGAGAUCACAGCAUUGGCGGCGGAGUUUGCCGGUCGUAUGGCCCUCAGACUUGUCCACGACCAUCUUCUCAGACUGAACCCGAGCCAGUACAGUAAAGUCGUCCUACAGGCCGUGAUCAAAGUCUACAAACGCAUCAACCAGCUCAAAAUGUCUGGCCAGCUUAAGGAUGUGACUCCCACCUGGUUGAACCAAGCCCACGGCUCCUUCCAGCGAGCAGCUGCAGCCAUCAGUAACACCAUCGACAACACUGACCUGAGCGACCCGGAAGCCUGUCGAAUCAUCAACGACAGGAUCAUGACGGUUGAGCACUCCCUCCUCUCUCCAUACGUCUCUCCCACUAAAUCCCCCUUCCGUCACAUCCUGCUGGGUCAGGGCUCCCACACUAUUGCCUCCAUCGCAGACAUCACAGACAUGCAGCAGCUCCACACUGAGCUGGCUCUGGCUACCUGGACCCUGCAGGGAUGUGCCGACGCCAUGAUGGGAAACAUCUGGGACAUCGAUAACGAAAUCUAAAGGAAAGGGAUGGGAUUUAGAUGACAGGGUGUCUUUGUUUGGAGGUGAGGCAUAGAGAAUGAGCUCCAAUAUUAGCACUUAAGCACAAGCUGUCAACCAGAGGUUCAAACGGCACCUUUUGAAAACAAGCUUAUAAUUACAUAUUUUUGGCUUCAAUCCCUCGAAAGAUUUAGGAGGAGGUUUAAAUUGAGCCAAAUCAAUACUUGAAGAAAUCGACAGCUGCUGACAAAGAAUCUUUUAGCCUCUGCUUUUGACCUCUUGCCACCAAAUCACUGAGAAACCUUAUUUAUACUUAACGUUUUUAUCAGUGGCAGUGUCCACUAUAAGAACUAUUGUUUUGUCUUUUUAUACGACGUUAUCGGAAGCAGUGCCUUCCAUAAUUAUGACGGUUAUACUGUCUCAUCCUACAGCAGCAUCUGCUACAGAAAUGACUCCUCAACUGUUGCUGACAAAAUAGAGCCCUUAGAGAAGUUACGUAUUUAUUUGUCACAGCCUUCAUUUCUUCCUUCAUAAGCAGAUUGAUACAGAUCGAAAUGAGGAUUAAUUCUCUCUAAAAUAUCAAUGAAGAGUUACUAGGACAGGCAAUUCAUGCAAUUUUAUUUAAAUGGAAGACUUUAGCCUCCACAGGUGAUGAAAAGGAUGGAUUGUAAAAAAAAGAGAUGCUAUUGAUUAGUCUCCAAUAGAGCCCUCUGACUUGAAGACUCUGCCCCUAAAUUCACCAGGAUUCAGGAAGCUGGUAUACGACAACUUCUAAGCUGCUAAAGGUUAGAUCAACUGCUAAUUUAUCCACGUGUCCAGUUCUAACUUCUACUGAAAAGGUGGAAAAAUGAGAUGUUCUCAUUCUCUGUGACCGGAUAUAUGUUUAGUUUUCAGUUAGGGCUGAACGAUUUGGGAAAAUAAUCUAAUUGCAGUUUUUUAAAGUUCCUUAUAUACCAACAAACACAAGCAGUAAAUCAUUCUAUAUUAUAAGCAGAGCAAUAUUAGAUAAAACUAGAGCUGAUCAGUGUUAAAACUAUGUAAUUGUGAUGAUUUUGACUCGUAUUGCAAAUUGGGAAGGAAUUGAUGUAUUGAAGGAGUUAUAAUUUUUACGUCUUCCUCUUAUUUAGUCAGAAAAUCGUACAAAAAAGUGCAAAAAACUGCCUGUGGAUAAUUGCAUGAUAUGUAGUGAACGACAUCUCUGCUGCUGCUGCAAAAAAAAAUGGAAACUGGUGUUUUGGAACAAAUUUUAGGUUAAAGAAAUAUUGCACCUUCGCCAUUUGAAAAUUGCAGCAGGCCAUAUUGCAAUUUAAUCUAAUUUUUAAUUAUUUUCCCAGCCCUGUUUUCAAUUUAUUGUCUGUCCUAUAGCCUGUACUAAUAAGCAAAGUCAGUAUAAACAGGAUCGUUUCCACAUGUUUCUAAAAUAAACAUCAAAACAUAAUUUCCUCGUGGAAAGUUUGCCCAUGUUCACAACUUUACAGCCACACAGCUUUAAUAAUUUUACAUUAGAGGAUGAUAUAAGCAAACAACAGUGAUUAUUAAUACAAAUUGUUUUCAUGGUUGUCCUUCUACCCUCUCUUGUGAAGCGUUUUAAGCUCUUGAAUCAGUAUUAUUUACCCGUCAGUGGGUGAUGCUGUUAUAAAGAUUGAUGUCUUACCUUGAACAUUGACUUGUGGAAAAUAAACCACCUUUUUAGUCAUAAAUUUCCUGAAUUUCACCUGUAGUUACCUCACUAA
Cheilinus undulatus (humphead wrasse) is the source of this 4106-nucleotide messenger RNA. RefSeq names its product transferrin receptor 1b (gene tfr1b). NCBI's taxonomy places the organism in Eukaryota, Metazoa, Chordata, Actinopteri, Labriformes, Labridae. The transcript is spliced from 19 exons. Gene Ontology annotation, cellular component: external side of plasma membrane. Bases 106 to 2394 code for a protein of 762 amino acids. Gene Ontology annotation, biological process: iron ion transport; intracellular iron ion homeostasis. The record is from RefSeq and is a predicted model, not a curated record.